AUGUCUCAUCCAGCCGAAUACGACGAUACUUCGUCAGACGAUAGCUCUGAUGAGCAUACCUCACCAUCAAACCAGCAACAAGAGCAUGAUGACACUCCCGUGCUGUUCGUGCCCGAGAGGAAGUUCCUCAAGGAGGACGAGGACUACUCCGUACCAUUCCCAGUGAUGCGUGAGUGUCUGGUGCUCCUCCUGCAGUCUCGCAGGAUUCUCCGUGACAUGAUGUACUAUAGAUUCAAGAUGGAUCGUUUCCUCUCUGGUAACCUCUCUGUCUUUGAGAUUCAGAACCUCUUGCACUCCCAGCGUGAGGACAAUGAGAGUGAUUGGAUUGCUGAGAUCCAAGAACUUAAGAGAAACCUUGUUAGUGAGGUCAGAAGAAACCAUACUUUGGAGAGAGACCUCAACCGCCUGGACAAGAGAAUCGCCUUGCUCAUUAAGAACAGAGGCAACAUCCAGGACGUCUUGGCUGACAAGGCCGGUCUCAAGGCCCAAAAGUCAAAGGGUGACGCCCACAAGAAGCCAGACAUGCUCAACGAUCCAAAGAAGCUGGAGGCCUACCAGAACCUGUUCUACCUGCUCCAGACCGAGCCCAAGUACUUGGCCGGUCUCGUCUACCUCGUGCAGCCCGAGCAGAUGGAGUCCUUCCUGUCCACCGUUAUCUUGACGCUGUUUGGUGAUGCCUUCACCCCACGUGAGGAGUUCCUGCUGCUCUCCCUCUACCGUCUCUCGGUCCAGAAGGAGAUGUCCAACAUUGGAACCGUCGGUGACUUCCUCAAGGCCGACACCGUCGUGCCCAAGAUGAUCAUUACAUACAACAAGCGUAAGCAGGGUACCGACUACCUGAAGGCCGUCAUCGGACCAAUCUUGUCCUCGGUCAUCAAGCAGGACUUGAACCUCGAGCUCAAGCCAUCGGCCGUCUACGCCGCCAUCAUCUCUGAGCAGGAGAUCAGAACCGGAGAGAAGUCCACCCUUGACAGAAACGUCAGCGACGACAAGGCACUCGAGGUGCCAGAGGUCACCAAGACCAUCAAGGCACGUGUCGAGCACCUGACCGCCAUCUGUGACCAGUUCCUCGAGGGUAUCAUCAACUCGCUCAACCGUCUGCCAUACGGCAUUCGUUGGAUCUGCAAGCAGAUUCAGCAGAUCGCCGAGAAGAACUUUGCCAACUCCUCCCAGGACGAGAUCCUCAAGGUCAUCGGUUACUUCAUCUACUACCGUUUCAUCCAGGUGGCCAUGGUGUCGCCGGAGGAGUACGACCUGGUCGGCCGUGAGAUCCACCCACCCGCCCGUAAGAACCUGAUCAACGUGUCCAAGGUGUUGCAGACCCUCUUCAACUUUGCCCAGUUUGGUGCCGCCGAGAAGCACUUUAUCCCACUCAACGCCUGGAUCAACUCGCACAUUAACGACAUCAAGCAGUACUUGGAGGAGAUCACCGAGGUCGGUGAGCCUGAGGACUACCUCCAGGUCGACAAGUACAUGGAGCUGACCCAGAAGACCAAGCCAGUCAUCAUCGUCUCGCUCCAGGAGAUUUCCUCCACCCACAUGCUCAUCUCCAAGAACCUCGACUCGCUUGUGCCCAAGGGCGACAAGGACGACCCCAUGAGAAUCAUCAUGAAGGAGUUGGACGAGUUUGGCGCACCACCCGAGAUCUCCCACGAGGACGAGCGUGAGGUCCAGCUUACACUGACCAACAAGUUCCAAAAGUCCAUCGAGGAGGAGCUGGCCCCAGGCGAGAGUUUGCUCUCUGCCACCAAGGAGAUGGUCAUCUCUCUGCUGCGUUCGCUUCCCUCACUGCCCGAGCAGAAGGAGUCCGAGGAGAACACCCCCAACUUGCUCGAGGUGUUGAACAAGGCUCGCCAGACCGACCCAUCGCUGGAGCCCGAGAUCAAGAAGAUCUUGGACAACCUGAAGAAGCUGGAGGAGUACAACCUCACCACGCACACAGACAACUACGCCUCGUUCCUCAAGGCUGUCGCCCUCGAGGUCGUCAACCGUGCCGAGAUCCGUGAGCAGCAGAAGAAGGAGAAGCAGAGACUGACAACCAGUUUGAACAACCUGCGCAAGCAUCAGAAGUACCUCAACGAGCAGAUCACCCAGUACAACCAAUACCUGCAAGACUGCCGUCUCAAGCAUUACCAGAGCAAGAACAAGAAGAAGAAGAAGAAGACCGACGGUGCCAAGGUCGGUCCCUUCAAGUUCAGCUUCUCCGAGCUGGCCAAGAAGAAGGUCAUCGUGGACUCUGAGGUGCCCCAGAUGACGCGUAAGAAGAUCAAGUUUGUCAUCUCGUCCGACACUGUCGGAGUGUUUGACGUCAGCGCCAAGAUGGCCGGUAUCGACGUGCAGACCAUGAGACUGGAGCUCGACGAUCUCCUGGAGUUGAACUCGAUCGGAACCACCACCCUCGAGCUGGACCAGAUCACUCUCGACGUCAACAUGACCAUCCAUUUGUUGAACAAGCUGUUCAUGGCUUAA
This is a messenger RNA of Acytostelium subglobosum LB1, 2469 nucleotides long. RefSeq lists its product as hypothetical. The transcript is spliced from 2 exons. Gene Ontology annotation, biological process: regulation of actin cytoskeleton organization; regulation of GTPase activity. Gene Ontology annotation, molecular function: GTPase activator activity; actin filament binding; calmodulin binding. The coding region runs from base 1 to 2469 and encodes 822 amino acids. Lineage: Eukaryota; Evosea; Eumycetozoa; Acytosteliales; Acytosteliaceae. Gene Ontology annotation, cellular component: cytoplasm. The record is from RefSeq and is a predicted model, not a curated record.